This is a messenger RNA of Cladophialophora carrionii CBS 160.54, 2724 nucleotides long. RefSeq names its product aspartate-tRNA(Asn) ligase. The record is from RefSeq and is a predicted model, not a curated record. NCBI's taxonomy places the organism in Eukaryota, Fungi, Ascomycota, Eurotiomycetes, Chaetothyriales, Herpotrichiellaceae. Gene Ontology annotation, biological process: aspartyl-tRNA aminoacylation. The transcript is spliced from 2 exons. Gene Ontology annotation, molecular function: aspartate-tRNA ligase activity; RNA binding; ATP binding. Gene Ontology annotation, cellular component: cytoplasm; cytosol; aminoacyl-tRNA synthetase multienzyme complex. Bases 1 to 2724 code for a protein of 907 amino acids.
AUGUCGAAAGUCAAAACCCUCGUCUCGAGCCUCCACGACAAGCUUUCUCACCACAAGCAUGAACUCGGCCAGACGUUGACCUGCCACGACAGCCAGGGCAUCCGAGGAGGCUCUGAGAGUGAUGUCGCUGACAUCAUCGAGAAAGAAGAAUGGUCGACCGAGGAUGAAGAUGAUGAUGGGCUUCAACAUAGCCAGCCGACAAAAAGUCUAGAGGAUUUUCUCGACAACGAUGAUUCUCCAGAAGCAAAAGAGCGCUAUGGCGUACUCCCCCUUAUGCAAUCUCAAGAACAAGAAGGUGACCAUGAUGCGCGGCAGUCCGCGUGGGUCUCUCUGACCGAGAUUGACCCCAACUCGAUUGGCAAGGAGAUCUGUUUUCGAGCUCGGGUUCACAUUGUCCGGCGCAUGAGCGGAAAACUCGCCUUCAUUGUCUUUCGCGAACAGACCACCACCGUGCAAGGCGUGCUCAGUGCGAAUGGCGGCGGGAUCAGUGAGAACAUGGUCCGAUGGGCGGAACACCUACGGACCGGCAGCAUCGUCAUUGUCAAUGCCAAAGUCAAAGAACCCGAACAGAAGGUCAAGAGCACAAGCAGCCACCAUAUCGAGGUCGAGAUCCUGAAGAUUCACGUUGUGUCGGCAAGAACAGCUCCUGUGCCCUUCAGCGUGUACGAGGCCGAUGCUGCCACAGACGACCACGCGAUCUCUGAUAGAGUACGGCUUGCCAACCGCGUCCUCGACCUACGAACCCCAUCCGCACAAGCCAUUUUCCGAGUCCAGUCGUCCGUUUGUAGGACUUUCCGCAACACUCUCGAAGAUCGCGGCUUUCUCGAGAUCCAUACGCCAAAACUACAAGGAGGCGCAACAGAGGGAGGAGCUGAUGUCUUCAAAGUCAAUUACUUCGGACGUCCGGCUUUUCUCGCUCAAAGCCCACAGCUCGCCAAACAGAUGUGCAUAUCAGCCGACUUUGCUCGAGUAUUUGAGAUUGGUCCUGUUUUCCGUGCUGAGAAUUCGAACACUCCUCGCCACAUGACCGAGUACACCGGACUGGACCUUGAAAUGGCCAUCGACCAACAUUAUCAUGAAGCAAUGUGGUUGAUUGACGCCACACUCAAGGAGAUCUUCAAGACUAUAUACGACCGUAACCGGAACGACGUUGAUAUUGUGAAACGCCAUUUCCCACAUGACGACCUGAUCUGGUUGGAUAAAACGCUGAGGCUUACAUUUGCAGAGGGGGUCAAAUUGCUGAACGACUCUGGCUGGACGAAUGACGACGGGAGCCAACAAUCAGAGCACGAGGACUUACCUACCAGGGCUGAGCGAAGAUUGGGAGAGUUGGUCAAGGAAAAAUACAACACUGACUAUUACAUCCUGGACAAGUUUCCCACGGCAGCACGUCCCUUCUACACCAUGCUGGACCCCAAAGACGACCGAGUGAGCAAUUCUUUCGACUUUAUGGUUCGGGGACAGGAGAUUCUGUCAGGUGGACAACGCGUUCACGACUACGAUGUCCUGAGAGCGCGGAUGGAAGCUCAGGGCAUGAAGCCGGAUGACCUCAAGGAGUAUAUGCAGGCCUUUGAGUGGGUGGCACCACCUCAUGCGGGCGCGGGCAUCGGUCUGGAACGACUGGUAUCCCUCAUCCUCGAUCUCGGCAACUUGCGCUACGCAACCUUGUUUCCUCGCGAUCCGAAAUCCUUCCCUGCAAGCAAGGCACCCGUUCUACGACAUCCCGAAGACGACACGUUAAACCGUCCCAAAGGCCGUCUCCAACCGCUCGAGAACCUGGUAGCAAACUACGGCGACGCCACAAAUACAUCGUGGAUGGACGAACGCUUUCACGUGUGGCGGGACGAGAAGACGGGCGCCGCGGUCGCCUAUGUCCCUACCCACGAUCGAGCCAUCAUCGCAGGUAACCCUCUCUGCCACACAAGCCAGUAUGAGGACGUGAUCACGACGUUCCUGAAGUGGCUCCGCCGCGAGACUCGUCUCAGGCCACUCUUCAUUCUCGUGGACAAGGAAGUCGAAGAAGUCCUCGGCGACAAACUUGGCUGGAGGAGCUUCACCAAUGUGGCGGAGCAGCGUGUCAACCUGGCCAACAACGAACACUUGAACAUCGAGAGUGACGUUGCCCGAAAGAUCCGGCACGCCACAAAGGAAGGCAUCACCGUGGUCGACUACGGCAGCGACGUUCCCGAAGACAUAUGCCGACAGGUCGAGCAGCGCGUCAAGGAUUGGCAGAACAAUCGGGAGGGCGAGCAAGUCCACCUCAGCGAGAUCACCCCCUUCAAGGACGCCGCACACCGACAGUACUUCAUUGCGAAAUCCAGCUCCGACAACAAAAUCCACUCGUUGGUCGUGCUCGCCCAACUGGCACCCCGCUAUGGCGUCCAAGUGAAAUGGGCGCUCGACUUCCCCGGUGCGCCCAACGGUGCCAUCGAACUGACGGUCCAGCACGCUCUAAGAGCAGCCGCCGAUCAGGGAUACAAGACGUGCACAUUUGGCGGCGGUGCCACGGCCAAACUCUCCACGGGACAUAACGUCGGCGGCGCCAAGGCAGCCACACUGGACAGCCUGUAUCAGACAUUGGCCGCGCGGUUCAGGUUGAACCAGAAGACCGGAUUCCGAGCAAAGUUCAACACGUUGGAUGAUCCGUUGUUCCUAUGCUAUCCGCCGAGAGGGUUGGGCCAGAAGGGGGCAAGAGCCAUUGUUGAUUUCUUCAGGGGGGAGUAA